This is a messenger RNA of Enhydra lutris kenyoni (northern sea otter), 1065 nucleotides long. RefSeq names its product ubiquitin D-like. Gene Ontology annotation, cellular component: nucleus. NCBI's taxonomy places the organism in Eukaryota, Metazoa, Chordata, Mammalia, Carnivora, Mustelidae. The record is from RefSeq and is a predicted model, not a curated record. Bases 72 to 569 code for a protein of 165 amino acids. Gene Ontology annotation, biological process: response to tumor necrosis factor; response to type II interferon; positive regulation of canonical NF-kappaB signal transduction. The transcript is spliced from 2 exons. Gene Ontology annotation, molecular function: protein binding; proteasome binding.
CUCAGCUCGUACAUAAGCUGGAUGCCAGUCCUAUUCCUCAGCCUCCUGUGUCUGCUCUGUUGGCUGUAGACAUGGCAUCUGGUACUUCCUGCCUCCAUGUGACGGUCUAUUCUGAGGGAAGGACGUCAAUGACAUUCGCUGCUAACUUGGAGGACACAGUGAGGAGGAUCAAAGAACACGUCCGGGCUAAGACCAAGAUUCCCGUGCAGGACCAGGUCCUGUUGCUGGGCUCCAAGAUGCUGAAGCCCCAGAGGAGGCUGUCGUCUUACGGCAUUGACAAGGAGACAACCAUCCACCUCACUCUGAAGGUGGUGACGCCCAGUGAUGAGGAGCUGCCCGUGACUCUGGUGCAGUCACGUGAUGGGGGGCAGAGGCACCACCUCCAGGUACGAAGGUCCAGCUCAGUGGCCCAGGUGAAACAGAUGAUCGAGACCAAGACGGCGAUCGCGCCUGAGCAACAGAUCGUGACUUGCAAUGGCAAGAGGCUGGAAGACGGGAAGACCAUGGCGGAUUAUGGCAUCAGACGGGGCAAUUCACUCUGGCUGGCAGACUACUGCAUUGGGGGGUGAGCCUGCUGUUAGCUCUCACUCCCCCCACAUCCUUUGAUGAUUUCCCCAAAUUAACGAGAAAGAGAAAGAGGGAAAUUUAGGGGUGAAGUGGGAAGGAAGACUGCAGAAAAGUUUCUAACUCUAUGAUUUUUUGAUCGAACACCGUUGAUUAGGUGUCUGCAUUGUGUGUAUUACUGAAAAUAGAAAAUAAUAUUUUAAGGCACAGUAGAGAUAGCAUCAAAGCCAGCUUGGAAUUUAAUCCUUUCCCUCGUCCCUCUGAUUUUUAGAAAAAUUCCUAUUUCUUCUGUCCAACAGGAUAGUAAGUUCCACAUUGGGAUCCAUAUUCCUCCAAUUUCUGUGUUCCCACUGGCAUAUUCCAUCUGUAAUAUCACUCAAUAUGUUGAAUUAAAUUGAAUUUCUACUUGUAGAGAACAGUGAAAUGAUUUAAAUUGAAGUGUGUUAAUUCCUCUGAUAUGUUUACAAUCUAAAUAAUAAAGAAUUUAGAAAUUCAACUAAA